AGGAAGGAAGAGACGCAGGCAGGCUGCGGUGACCCAAGCGGCAGCCCCUGCCUCAGGGACCCCUUCCCCGAGAGACGGCACCAUGACCCAGGGAAAGCUCUCUGUGGCUAACAAGGCCCCUGGGACCGAGGGGCAGCAGCAGGCGAAUGGYGAGAAAAAGGAGACUCCAGCAGUACCCUCGGCCCCACCCUCCUAUGAGGAGGCCACCUCUGGGGAGGGGCUGAAGGCAGGAGCCUUCCCCCCAGCCCCCACGGCUGUGCCUCUCCAUCCCAGCUGGGCCUUUGUGGACCCCAGCAACAGCUCCGGCUAUGAAGGUGGUUAUCCCUCGGGGCACCAUGAGCUCUUCACCAUCUACAGUUGGGAUGACCAGAAAGUUAGGCGGGUCUUCAUCAGAAAGGUCUACACCAUCCUUCUGAUUCAGUUGCUGGUGACCUUGGGAGUCGUGGCUCUCUUUACCUUUUGUGACCCUGUUAAGGAUUAUGUCCAGGCCAAUCCAGGAUGGUACUGGGCUUCCUAUGCUGUGUUCUUUGCUACCUACCUGACCCUGGCUUGCUGUUCUGGACCCAGGAGGCACUUUCCCUGGAACCUGAUUCUGCUGACCAUCUUUACCCUGUCCAUGGCCUACCUCACUGGGAUGUUGUCCAGUUACUACAACACCACAUCUGUGCUGCUGUGCCUGGGCAUCACGGCGCUGGUCUGCCUCUCAGUCACCAUCUUCAGUUUCCAGACCAAGUUUGACUUCACCUCCUGUCAGGGUGUUCUCUUCGUGCUGCUCAUGACCCUCUUCUUCAGUGGACUCAUCCUAGCCAUCCUUCUACCCUUCCAAUAUGUGCCCUGGCUGCAUGCUGUCUAUGCAGUGCUAGGAGCAGGCGUGUUUACGUUGUUCCUGGCAUUUGACACCCAGUUGCUGAUGGGUAACCGACGCCACUCGCUGAGCCCAGAAGAGUAUAUUUUUGGAGCCCUCAACAUUUACCUAGAUAUUAUCUAUAUCUUCACCUUCUUCCUGCAGCUUUUUGGCACCAACCGGGAAUGAAAAGCUCUCUCCACUCCCACCUUCCUCCAGAGAAUGCCCUUCCCUGUCCUUUGACCCUCUCUGUGCUCCUGCAAAACCAGACAUAAAACCUUGCUGC
This is a messenger RNA of Urocitellus parryii (Arctic ground squirrel), 1130 nucleotides long. RefSeq names its product Fas apoptotic inhibitory molecule 2 (gene Faim2). Gene Ontology annotation, cellular component: membrane; Golgi apparatus; endoplasmic reticulum. The record is from RefSeq and is a predicted model, not a curated record. Lineage: Eukaryota; Metazoa; Chordata; Mammalia; Rodentia; Sciuridae. Gene Ontology annotation, biological process: negative regulation of apoptotic signaling pathway.